Aedes albopictus (Asian tiger mosquito) is the source of this 734-nucleotide messenger RNA. RefSeq lists its product as uncharacterized. The record is from RefSeq and is a predicted model, not a curated record. Bases 189 to 527 code for a protein of 112 amino acids. The transcript is spliced from 2 exons. NCBI's taxonomy places the organism in Eukaryota, Metazoa, Arthropoda, Insecta, Diptera, Culicidae.
GGAACUCACUUUUGGGUAGUUUCGUCUUUCCGUGUACACACUUUUCUGUGUUGCAAAUUUUGUGAGUGUUUGUUGUUGUUUAAAAAAAAAUACAAACAAGUGGUCCGUCCCGGUUUUUUGUUCGCGAGUCAAAAAUAAGUUAAAACGGUAAAAACAGGUGAAAACCGUACCCACAAAACAGCACCGAAAUGUCCGACGAGAAGAUUCGACCCACCAAAUGCCCAUUAGCUGCAACCAAACAUCGGAGCUCUUCCAGAGGAGAGCUUCAGCCAGCCCAAAACAAUUGCGUAGCUGCGGCCGAAAUGACUUUCCUACACGGCGGAUUACAACAUUCCGGAAGAUGUGGAAGCAGCUUUGGACCAGGCGGAACGUUCCACAACUGGAAGUUUAUUGUGCUGGACAGAAAAGGCGCUGGCAUCCGUGGUGGCGUUAGGUGUUACGUCGUCGUCCCGGAGCGACGAAGCACUCAUUGUUCGGGAAGGCAAAUGGAGACACCAAGAGCGGAGGUUCUAAAAGAUUGCGGAUAGGGCCGAAUAAGAAGCGAUGUGAGUAUGGCGCCAUCUAUAAAUUACGUAUCACUCUAAGGAAAGGGAAGGAGUACGGCCGAGAGUUAUGGGCCAUACAAAAAUUUAGGGAUUUUCAUACAAAAAGUGUUGCGGAGGAGGGAGGGGGAGGGGUCGAAAUUGUACGAUUUUAGCGUUACGUAAUAAAUGGACGCUGCCGAUGUAAAUAAU